Messenger RNA from Aspergillus ruber CBS 135680, 2217 nucleotides. Its product is annotated as putative actin-related protein RO7. The record is from RefSeq and is a predicted model, not a curated record. Gene Ontology annotation, biological process: microtubule-based movement. Bases 202 to 1872 code for a protein of 556 amino acids. The transcript has a single exon. Lineage: Eukaryota; Fungi; Ascomycota; Eurotiomycetes; Eurotiales; Aspergillaceae.
UUGCGAAUUUCUCGGAUACGAACUCUCAAUUGAAAAUCUAGGGUCGAUAGCUUGAACUACAGGCAGCUGAAUUACAGGCAGUUUUUUAUAUGAAAACCGCCCUGAAAACGCGCAAAGCAUGAAUUGAUCGAUUGUCCGUUCCCCGCGCCGAAGUAAACAGUACCGACAACGUCGACCGGCUUCUAUACCAAAGCGACAAGCAUGGCCAGCGCCUCAUCCAUAUCAGUUGGCGACAGCAAACGCUUCUCUGCCUCAAAUUUCCCAUCAAACCUACGCCACAGCCAGACCGCCAGGCCUUCUUCUCCCCAGACCCCCCAACACCAACUCCGCUCGAACAACUCCUCCUUCGCAAGUACCUCGUCCGGCUCGUCGUUCCGCAGUGAAGAAGAUGCUAUUAUAUUCGAAUUGGGCUCGAGAUGGCUCCGAGCAGGUUUCGAGGGCGAGAGUACACCCAUGUGUACUGUGGGGUUUGGUCCGGAGGAAUCGAGAAGAACGGGUGAUUACCGGGGAUGGUUGAAUUAUGGGCCGUCUACCGAAUGCUCUGUUAGUCCUGAAGAGUGGGCGAAUUCAUAUGAACUAUGGGGAAUGGAUCUGCGAAAGGUGGACUUGGGUCUUGUCGAGGAUAAGAUUGAGCGGGUGGUUCGCGAGACAUAUAACAAGUACCUGUUAACGGACGCGGGGACGACACGGCUGGUUCUUGUUAUGCCGUCUCUUAUGCCGCAUCCAUUACUGGCGUCUGUUCUAUCGACCUUGUUUAACCGCUGGCGGUUUCCAAGUAUCACGCUCCUACCAGCUGCAGUCAUGUCCGCGACAGCUGCCGGAGUACGUUCAGCAACGGUAGUGGAUCUGGGCUGGGCCGAAACUACAGUGACUGGCGUCUAUGAAUACAGAGAAACCGCACACAAACGCAGCACUAGGGCAAUGAAACACUUACUCCAAGAAACAGGUCGAUUCCUCACCCAGCUCACCUCCAGCACUCGAGACCCAACAACAGACGAACUCUCCGUGAGCUUCGAAUACUGCGAAGAAGUAGUCACCCGCUUCGCCUGGUGCAAAACACACCAAGAAACUGAACCAACCGACCUCCCAAACACCGCCAUCUCUAUACCUUCCCCCUCAAACCCGGGUUCCGAAUACAUCGACGUCCCCUUCCUCAAACUCGCCGAACCAGUCGAAAAAGCCCUCUUCGCCCACGGCAUCCCAGAGUCCGACCUCGACGACGAGGAAAAACCCCUCCCUCUACUCCUCUACAACACCCUCCUUGCUUUACCCCCCGACGCACGCGGGAUAUGCAUGUCCCGGAUUAUAUUCGUUGGAGGAGGCUCGCACAUCCCAGGGAUCCGCCAACGCAUCCUCAACGAAGUUAACAGGCUAAUCAAAACACACGGUUGGACACAAGUCCGCGGGAAAGCCGUUGAGCGCCAACGUACCCGCCUCCAGGAAUUGUCCCUUACUCCAACUCCAAACCCAAGCACAAACACAAACCCACCAUCAACGGCCCCAUCAACAGGAACUACAACACCAACGCAAGAACCCACUGCCACCGCAUCCCAUACACCGUCAAUCGACGAUGAAGGAGAUAACGAGAUCGACUUUGUCGAGCAGAAACUCCAGCGCAAUCGCGAUAGAGACUUCAAACCGCCUGUCCAGGGUAUUCUGCGAGAAGUUGAGUCGUUGGGACCUUGGGCUGGUGCGAGCCUUGUGACGAGUUUGAAGAUUAGAGGGAUGGUAGAGAUUGAACGCGAGAAGUAUUUGCAGCAUGGGCUUGCGGGGGCGAGUCGAGAUUUGGAGCAUGGGUAUGUGCCGGAUAGGAGGUCGGGAUUGAGGACUGGGGGUGAUCGGUCGAGUUGGACAUUGGCGGGGUGGGGUUGAUUAUGCUGGAUUAUGGAUUACCUGUUUUAGCGUUUGUUGCGAGUUUGAUAUUAGAUACCCGAAUGAUAGGUUUGGAAUUGGUAUAUUUUACGAUACAAUCAUGCAUUCAGCCCAAUUAGUCUGGUUUAAGAAGACAACUAUUAGUACCAGGUAGUAUGUACAUAACAGGGAUCAAGCAAUCGUCCCAAACUUAUAAGUAGCCCAGUUAAUCGCUGGAGCAGUAUCCGGUGCAUAAACCUGGUACGGCGACUGUCCCCAUUCAGGGUGGUUGAUCCCAUCAAUCCAACCCUCAGGCUCAAUGACCAAACAUCCAUACGCAUUAACACUGCUAGCACCCUGGCCUUC